AUGUCUCCCAAAGCUCAUCCCACCAAAGCCAAAACUGGAUUGCGGAAGUCGUCAAGCCCAAAGAAACGCAAAGCUGCCACCGCCGACGAGGAAGAGACGGCGUAUGCGCCGGAGCCCAAGAAGGUGUACGACAGCGACGCGCUGGAUGAAGAUUCUUCAGAAGACACAAAGAAACGUAAGCGCGUACGUGAGAACAAGAAGACAAGAUCGCCCAGGAAGAAGAGAAGGGAGGUAGAUGAGGAUGAGGAGGGUGAUCUACAGGAGGGGCAGGAGAUUGUAGGAGUUGUCGUUGAGGCUCCGAAAUCCGGCCGAGUCUCACCUGGUGAAAUCUCGCAGAACACCUUGAAUUUCCUAACGAAAUUGAAGGAUCCCAAGUGUAACGACAGAGAAUGGUUCAAAUUGCAUCGUGCAUUAUUUCUCAGCGCUGAAGGAAAUAACGUUGACUUUUCUCUAGAACCCGUGUACCGCUUGGCAGAGAAGGAGUGGAAGGAUUUCAUUGAGAGCUUCACGGAUGUUCUUGCAGAAGUCGACACGCAAAUACCUCAUCUUCCGCCGAAGGAUGUCAUCCACAGGAUCUACCGUGACGUUCGCUUCAGCAAUGAUAAAACACCGUACAAGAGAGGGUUCUCCGCGAGCUUCUCUCGCAGCGGCAGGAAGGGUAUCUUUGCUGGUUAUCAUGUGUCACUCAAACCAGGAAAUGAGUCGCUUAUCGCAGCGGGCUCAUGGUGUCCUGGGCGAAGUGAGCUCGCCACGAUCAGAAACAACAUAAAAAAUGAUUCUCGUCGCCUCAGGCAGAUCAUAUCUUCACCUGAGUUUGUGAAACUCUUCGGGGAAGCGAAGCCACAUCCAAAGGGAGAAACGCAGAAUAUCUUUGGUAGAGAAGAUGAAUUGAAAGUAGCUCCGAAGGGCGUGGGGAAAGAUCACAAGGAUAUUGAUCUACUGAAAUGUCGUUCUUUCGCAGUUUUACAUCGGUUCACCGACAGCGAGGUACUCGAUCCCGAAUUUAAACAGAAAUUGGCCUCCGUCGCUAGAGUGAUGCAGCCAUUUGUCCAUUGCUUGAACGAUAUGAUGACUAUUAUUGGCGGCACCAAUAACAACGAUGACGAGGAGAGCGGCGAUGGAGAGCAAGAGGAGGGCGACGAUGACGACGACGAAUGA
Messenger RNA from Laccaria bicolor S238N-H82, 1158 nucleotides. RefSeq lists its product as uncharacterized. The transcript is spliced from 11 exons. NCBI's taxonomy places the organism in Eukaryota, Fungi, Basidiomycota, Agaricomycetes, Agaricales, Hydnangiaceae. The coding region runs from base 1 to 1158 and encodes 385 amino acids. The record is from RefSeq and is a predicted model, not a curated record.